AUCCGACUUCUUUUUAAACUGUUUAAGUUUAGCAAAGUAGUUUAAAAUCCUUGCCGUUUAAAGAUAAAACAAAUCUUCUCGUUUUGUCAGUUUUCAUCUAUCUUCCGUCGAGAUCAGAAUGAAUUUAUUUGUAGUUUCUUUGCUGUUUCUAUUUCCAAUCAUUUCAAAUGGACUUAAGUUGUCCCAUGAAAUGAUAAAAUAUACUAUAUACUGUGGUGUUCGUGCUACUGACAAUGAAUUGAUUGCCCGUGUCGUCGGUGGUCGCGAAGCUGACCCAGGAGAAGUUCCUUUUUUCGCUUCAGUCGAAGAAAGCACAUUUUUCAACAUGUUUAAAUAUAAAAAGUGUGGUGGUGUUUUGAUCUCAAAUCGAUGGGUCUUGACUGCGGCCCAUUGUAAAAUGAGUUGGUUUGGAACCUUGCGAGUUGUUUUAGGUGAUGAAUUAAACAAUGAAACGAUUCCAGUAGAAAAAAUUUACGUCCAUUCGGAUUUUAAUCGUCAAACACUUGAAAACGAUAUCGCCCUUUUAUUAUUGAAAGAACCAGUUCAAUAUAGUAGGAAUAUCCAACCAAUCUGUUUACGGGAGCCUGGAGAAGAUGACAGUUUUUAUGGUCGCCACGGGACAGUGGCUGGUUGGGGAAGACUAGGGAGGCAAUGCAUGAAGAAUCCUUUUGUCAGUUCUCAUCCUCAUCUAUCUCUAGUCAAACUUGAAAUGAAUUCAUUCGUACCUCUUUUGUUGUUUACAUUACCCAUCAUCUCAAAUGGACUCCCAUUGUCUUAUAAAAAGUCACAAUCGACUUUCCAAUCUUAUGACAAUGAAUUGACUGAUCAAGUCUGUGGUCGCGAUACUAUCCCAGGAAAAAUGCCAUUCUACGCUUCAAUAGAAGUAGAUCAUUUAACCAAGCAUUUCAAAUUGUGUAAUGGUGUUUUGAUUGCAAAUCGAUGGGUCUUGACUCCGGCCCAUUUUAUAUUCAGUUCUUUUGCACCCAUACGAGUUGUUUUAGGUGACGAAUGGAACAACAAAACAAUUGGAGUGGAAUCAGCGCACUUCCAUCCGGAUUUCAGUCUUGAAAGACCCAUGCCCAAUAUCGCCCUUCUAUUAUUGAAAGAGCCAGUUCAGUUCAGUAGAAGCAUCCAACCAAUUUGUUUACCAGAGCCUGGAGAAGAUGAAACUUUUUAUGGUCGCUAUGGAACACUGGCUGGCUGGGAAAGACUAAAUCCAACAGAGAGAAAAUUACCUUCAAGUAUGCAUACAACCAGUUUGCCGAUCAUAAGAUCUGAAGAUUGUGAAAGAUUUUACGCAAAACCUAAGGUUAAUAUCACCGUUGUUAAUAAUAUCACCGAUUCCUUAUUUUGUGCUGGUUACCCGGAAGGACCAAAAGAUGCAUGUCCUACACUUGGUGAUCCGUUGAUGGUGAAAGUUCGAAAACAUUGGGUAAUUGCUGGAAUCACAGUGGCUAACAUGAGCUGUUGGAGAUCUCAUGCACUCGAUGCUUACCUUAGAGUUGGAUUUUUCUUGGACUGGAUUAAAAGCACAAUAGAAAAAUAUAAUAGUUGAAAUGUAUUCUGAAAUGAUUUGUAUGUUCACCUUUUUUCUUUGGUAAAUUAAAUAUAAUUUUCAAAAUAUGUUUUAGUCUGCCGUCUUGGUAUGCAAUCAAAAGCUCUUUUUCGGAAAGUGAUUCAGGAAGAUUUGAAAAUGCAUACUGUGAUAAUGGUUUAGGAUUUAAGGAGAUAAAUUUUAGGUUGAGCAUUGGGUAAUAUAAAAUCUUGAAGUCUUUAAAUCAUCUUUUGUGGUCGUAAGCGACGCGAGAAUAAAGGAAAAACUAAACCAAAGCUAGAA
Tetranychus urticae (two-spotted spider mite) is the source of this 1837-nucleotide messenger RNA. NCBI's taxonomy places the organism in Eukaryota, Metazoa, Arthropoda, Arachnida, Trombidiformes, Tetranychidae. The record is from RefSeq and is a predicted model, not a curated record.